Messenger RNA from Populus trichocarpa (black cottonwood), 354 nucleotides. Its product is annotated as protein NIM1-INTERACTING 3. The record is from RefSeq and is a predicted model, not a curated record. The transcript has a single exon. The coding region runs from base 1 to 354 and encodes 117 amino acids. Gene Ontology annotation, biological process: regulation of systemic acquired resistance. NCBI's taxonomy places the organism in Eukaryota, Viridiplantae, Streptophyta, Magnoliopsida, Malpighiales, Salicaceae.
AUGGAGAGGGAGACAAAGAAGAGGAAGAUGGAGUGUAUUGCAGAACAAGAAAGAGAGAAAGAAGAUGAAGAUGAAGAGAAGAUGGAGAAGUUCUUUGCCUUGCUGAGACGCAACAAAGAAAUGCAUGAUCAUAUAAGAAGAAACUCAAAUGGAAUAUUUAAAGAGAGAGAGGAGAUCAAGAAAGCGGAAGAAGAGAGAGUCAUUGUGCAUUGGAAUCCAUCAUUUCAGCCAGAAGAUUUCUCGGAGGAUGGCAAGGAUAGUAGUCAGGUAGCUGGUCCUUCCGAGAGAAAGCAUGAAGAGAAGAAGGAUAAGGGAGAAGAAGGCACUGACUUGGACCUAAAGCUUUCAUUGUAG